Molecule: messenger RNA, 1652 nt
Organism: Poecile atricapillus (Black-capped chickadee)
Lineage: Eukaryota; Metazoa; Chordata; Aves; Passeriformes; Paridae
Gene: ITFG2
Product: integrin alpha FG-GAP repeat containing 2
Exons: 12
Coding region: 48-1421 (457 amino acids)
Biological process (GO): regulation of TOR signaling
Cellular component (GO): KICSTOR complex
Molecular function (GO): protein binding
Source: RefSeq, a predicted model, not a curated record
GCGCUCCCGCCAUUCCCGGCGCGCCUGCGCCCUGCGGCCCGGCCGGGAUGCGCUCGGUCAGCUACGUGCAGUGCGUGGCGCUGGACUUCGCCGGCAGCCUCUUCCCGCACGCCAUCUGCCUGGGGGACGCCGACAACGACACGCUGAAUGAACUCGUGGUGGGAGACACCAAUGGAAAGCUCUAUGUUUACAAGAAUGAUGAUAGCAAGCCCUGGGCUGUGCGAUCUUGCCAAGGAAUGCUCACAUGUGUCCGUGUGGGAGAUGUGUGCAAUAAAGGAAAGAAUUUUGUGGUGGCGGUGAGUGCAGAAGGCUGGUUUCAUCUUUUCGACCUGACUUCCCUGAAUUCAAAACACCCAGAUGCUUCAGGCCACCAUGAGUUGGCAGGGGCAGAAGAGCAGAAGCCAGUGUUCAAGCAGCACAUUCCUGCCAACACCAAGGUCAUGCUCAUCAAUGACAUUGAUGGAGAUGGGAAGUGUGAGUUGGUUGUGGGUUACACUGACAGGGUGGUCCGUGCCUUUCGCUGGGAGGACUCGUCAGAGAAUUCAGACCAUGUCUCUGGGCAGUUGAUCCUGUUGAAGAAAUGGCUUCUAGAAGGUCAGGUGGACAGCCUGUCUGUGAACCCAGGCCCUGAUGGCUCACCAGAGCUGAUGGUGUCACAGCCAGGCUGUGGCUAUGCCAUCCUGCUGUGCACCUGGGACACGGAGCAGCGGGACGCAGCUGUGGGAAGGGAUGGAUCUGCUGCAAGCAGUGAGGCCCCUGUUCGAGAUGUGAUUCUACACCAGACAUCUGGACGGAUUCACAACAAGAACGUCUCCACUCAUCUGAUUGGUAGCAUUGCCAGAGGCUCCAGUGAGAAUAGUGGCUCAGGUCUCUUCGCCCUCUGUACUUUGGAUGGAACACUGAAACUGAUGGAGGGAGCAGACAAGCUGCUCUGGUCUGUUCAGGUUGAUCACCAGCUCUUUGCUCUGGAAAAGCUGGAUGUUACUGGCAAUGGGCACGAGGAGGUGAUUGCUUGUGCGUGGGAUGGUCAGACGUACAUCAUCGACCACAACCGGACUGUGGCCAGAUUCCAAGCAGAUGAGAAUGUCAGUGCCUUCUGUGCAGGCCUGUAUGCAUGCAAAGAGGGGAGCAACAGUCCCUGCCUUGUUUAUGUCAGCUUCAGCCAGAAGAUCUACAUCUACUGGGAUGUGCAGCUGGAGAGAAUGGAGUCCACCAACCUGUUGAAAAUCCUGGAUUCUGAUCCAGAGUUUGGAAGUCUGCUGCAGCAGCUGGGUAUAGAUAGAAGCGAUGUUUCUGCUGUCAAAAACCUGAUUCACAAAACACUCUAUUUUCCUGAGAAAUACCAUCUCAGCAGCCCCUCGGAGGAUCCUGCUGGAACAGAUUCUUCUGCCCACUGCAGUGGCAUCCAGGAUCCCUCAUAACAAGAAAGCUGACAUCUUUAAUGCCAGCACAAGCUCUUCUGCAGCUGGAAUUGGGCAUCUGAUGAGGAUGACUAUUCUUUCCCUGUCUUGUCAAAACUUCCAAACAGGAAAGGGUCUACAGACUGUGAAGGGUUGUUCUUUGCUAUAGGCUUGCCUGUAUGUGAUGGUUUGGUCUGCCUUUAGCUGAGGCAGCUAUAAGAACAGAAAGGGCCAAGGAUCCUGCACAUAGGC